Messenger RNA from Drosophila sechellia, 1529 nucleotides. It is a transcript of the gene chic, whose product is annotated as profilin chickadee. The record is from RefSeq and is a predicted model, not a curated record. The transcript is spliced from 4 exons. Gene Ontology annotation, molecular function: actin monomer binding. Gene Ontology annotation, cellular component: cell cortex. Lineage: Eukaryota; Metazoa; Arthropoda; Insecta; Diptera; Drosophilidae. Bases 339 to 719 code for a protein of 126 amino acids.
CGACUUUUGAAAUCCGCCUCGAACGCUUCGAAAAUUCCCAGCGAGUCGGACGUGUGUGUGGAGCUGCGGCGUACGGUUUCUGUUUCUGUCUGUCUUGGUCUCCUUGGUCUUGGUCUUGCUCUUGGUCUCAUCCCCCGUGCGUGUGUGUGUGUAUAUUUGGAAGUAAGUUACCCCAAGAAAAAAUCGUCGGUGUUGCGGUUUUUCUUUGUCUCCCUGCCAAUUUCGUGUGACCCCCGAAACGAAAGUGCGACUCGCCGUGCGGUAAAGCAACAGCGAUCCAUAUCCAGAUCCAUAUAUAUCAGUUCAACUUAAUCCGCACCCACGACAAACAAAGCACCAUGAGCUGGCAAGAUUAUGUGGACAACCAACUCCUGGCCUCGCAGUGCGUGACCAAGGCGUGCAUCGCCGGCCACGACGGCAACAUUUGGGCGCAGUCCAAUGGCUUUGAGGUGACAAAAGAGGAGCUCUCCAAACUGAUCAGCGGCUUUGACCAGCAGGACGGUCUCACCAGCAACGGCGUGACACUCGCCGGCCAGCGGUACAUUUACCUUUCCGGCACAGACCGCGUGGUGCGCGCCAAGCUCGGCCGGAGCGGAGUGCACUGCAUGAAGACAACACAAGCCGUGAUCGUUUCCAUCUACGAGGAUCCCGUUCAGCCUCAGCAGGCCGCUUCCGUGGUAGAGAAACUUGGAGAUUAUCUGAUUACUUGCGGGUACUAGGAGAAUAGAUCAACACAAACACCCCCAUCAACCACAACAACACACACACACACCAACAACUUCAACUACAACAACAGCAGCAACAAAUUUGAUAAGAGCGAACCGUAAAUGAACUAAUAACACAUAAAAAGUAAUUAUUAAUAUUUAAAUUUAUGGGAAAAGAAAAACCAACGGCCAAGAAAGAAUUUGCGGUUUUUUGUGUGUAGCAGAGGAAAUGGAUCGAGUAAAAAUGCAUAUGCUUGAAAGAAAAAAAAUGUCAAAAAACGCAAAUAAUUACCCAACUACAAAAAAAUUAUAAAUUUCUGCAUUAUUAUAUUUAAAACUUUUUGGUUUAUACGAUAAAAAUAAAAGGAAAACACAAAACUAUAAAACGCCCCAAUCAAUAAUUAAGAAUUCAGUCCUCAGCUUUGAACGAAAUUUACAAAACAAAAAAAUCAUAAAAAAAAGAAUAAAACAAAAAAAAAGAUAAGAACAUGUAUCCGGCAACCUAAAUUGUAAGCGAAAAGAACUGCAAAUGCAACCAAACCAACCAAAAAUCGAAAAAUUAACAGAUUAACAACCGAGAACAACAACGCAAAGCAACGCAGGCAUUUUUUGGAACGAUUUUUUGUAUAGCAAUAUUUACACAACCGAUACAGUUUAUGUAUACUCGUACAUAAAUCCACACGCAGGUUUUAUAUAGAAAGAGUGAGUGAGAGAAGAUUUCGAUUUGACCGGAAAGGAAGGGAUGCGAAGGGAACCGAGAGGAGGAGAAGGGCAGAGAUGGAGAGUAGCAACCAGUAUAAAUAAAUAUCUCUCUUCAUAUAUAUU